Molecule: messenger RNA, 3705 nt
Organism: Prosopis cineraria
Lineage: Eukaryota; Viridiplantae; Streptophyta; Magnoliopsida; Fabales; Fabaceae
Product: putative disease resistance protein At5g05400
Exons: 9
Coding region: 1-1596 (531 amino acids)
Biological process (GO): defense response to other organism; proteolysis
Molecular function (GO): cysteine-type peptidase activity; ADP binding
Source: RefSeq, a predicted model, not a curated record
AUGGAAAAAGCAGGAGCUGGUGGAAGGCCAAAGGCAGUUGACAUGUGGGAACACGUCACGCAAGUGCUAAUCGCAUCAAAGCCCAUAUUAAUCAGAUCAAGGGUCAGGGAAUUCGACUGUGUCCUGGUUCUCCUCAGCCUAACAAUACCAAUUCCAACAAAGUCACCAGUGAUCUCAACGAGAAAGAGGACUUCCUUCUUGUCAUUGAUGACUUUUUUCCGCAAGAAGACCUCCUUCAUCCACAAGAAUAAAGCGCUCCAAAGUGAUGUAAGUUCCUUCCUUAAGUUUGUUGAACGGCAUAACAUGAGAGAAAACUACAUGUUUGACUUGAAAUAUUGUGAGAAGAUAUUUAUUCCUGUUCAUGUUGAAAAAAAUCGAUGUGGACAUUUUUAUUUAUACAUUAUUCAUGUGGAGGAUCAAGUUGUUGAAAUAUGGGAUUCUCUUCGCGAUCAAUUUAUGGAUAAAACUGAACGUGAACAAAUAACAAAAAAAAUACUGCUUGUCAUGGAGACACUCUUCGAAGAUGUUAUGUCCACAAAAUUUCACUGGAGAAUGGCAAGCAAUAUCCAAUCACAGUCUAAUGGAUACGAUUGUGGUGUAUUUGUUAUCAAAUAUAUGCAACAAUUAGAUAAUUAUGUGAGGCAAAAUCCUUCAUUUCAGUUUGACAGUAAUAAAGAAAGAUUGGAUUUGGCUUUAGAGUUGCUCAACAGUGACUUCAACCAAGAAAGAGAAAUACUAUCUCAUAAAGCAACAGGAAGCUAUGCGCAAGUCCACAGUGAAGAAGAUAUAGAUUCAUGUGGAAUUAAAAGAAAGCAGGUUGAUACAUGCAAAACAAUAUUUGGUGGUGGAAAAGGGGCAUAUGUGGAAUUGGAUGAUUUCAAUGACAGAGUCAAGAGAAAAAAUGUUAGCUCGAAGACAGGAUGUGUUUAUGUAUUGCCGACAACCGAGUUAGUGGGAAGAUGUUUUAAAUGGUAUAGUCAACGAAUAUGGAAAUGGAUAAUGGGAGAUGAGGUGUCAACAAUUGGGAUAUGGGGAAUGGGAGGGGCAGGGAAAACAUUUCUAGCAACUCAUGUGCAUAACAAGCUUUUAGAAGAAGCCGGUGAUGACUUUGACCAGGUUAUUUGGGUUACUGCAUCACAAUAUGGUAGCAUUUAUGAGUUACAAAAGGCCAUUGCAAGAUCAAUUAAUUUGGACAUAUCUGAUGAGUGUGAUGUGAAAAGAAUAUCUGGAAAAUUGUUGCAAGCAUCCAACCAUAUAAAUAGGUGUGUCCUAAUUUUAGACAAUAUUCGGGAUCCUAUCCUUUUAGGAGAAGAAGUUGGAUUUCCUGUUUCAAAUGAUAGGAUUAAAUUGAUUUUGACAACUCGUUCAUGGGAGGUGUGCCAGAGUAUGAAUUGUAUGGAGAACAUAAUAGAAGUAAAACCUCUAGAUGAUGAAUUUGGAGAAGAUUGGGAAUUGUUUGAAAAGACUCUUGGAAUCCAUCAAAUGCAAUCUAGUGGAGUGGAGUCUAUAGCAAGGACCUUGGUAGAACAAUGUGGGGGUUUGCCCCUUGCUAUUGUUACGAUAGCGAGAAGCAUGAAGGGAAAAAAAACAAUAUAGAGAAUGGAAUCAUAUGUUGGAAUGCCUUCAAAACUUGCGCAAUGGGCAACUUGAUAUGGAGAAGUGGAUAUUCCCGGUGUUGAAAUCUAGUUAUGCUUGCUUAAAUAAUAAAUUGUUGCAAAGUUUUUUUCUGUAUGCUGCAUUAAGUGCUGAAUAUUAUAAUGAAGAAGAUAUUUGGUGUUUGAUCAAAAGAUUUUUCAUUGAGGGAUCCACAGAUGAGACAAAGAGCUUGGAGAUGCAAUAUAAUGAAGGUUACACCCUAUUGGAUAAAUUAAAGAAUGACAGUUUGGUUAUUAAAGGGGGGGGUCAAUGGAGAAUCCAUCCUUUGCUAAGGGGCAUGGCUAUUAAUAUUGCAAAGGCGACUGAGGAAAUUAUAGCAAAAUCUGAUAUGAAUUGCAUAGAAAUACCGGAGAAUAGCGAAUGGCAUGAAAAUCUACAAAAAGUUUUUUGAGAGGAACUGGAAUACAAAAAAUUGUAGAUGGCACAUCUCCUAAAUGCUCUAAACUUUCCACAUUGCUUUUAGAUAAUAAUGAUUAUCUCGAAUGGAUCCCAGAUAAUUUUUUUAACAACAUGCCUGCUCUUAAAGUACUCGAUUUGUCUAGGACUAGCAUUAAGCGUUUGCCUGAAUCUGUCUCUAACUUGAAAUGCCUCAUCACAUUACUUUUGAGAUGUAAGAAAUUGAGUUACAUGCCUUCAUUAGAAAAAUUGCAACGGCUAAUGUGGUUGGACCUUUCAAAUACUGCCAUUAUUGAAUCACCUUAUGGCUUGGAAUUGUUGAUCAAUCUUAGAUAUCUUAAUCUAGCAGGUACAGUACAGUUGAAAAUGUCAUCAUCAGUGAUAACCAAUAUGACCGAUCUGCAGUCUCUUAGGUUGAACUGUAUCCCAAAAUCAAUGGAUGGGAGUGCACAUGUUCUACAAUGUUUGGGAAAGUUAGAAUAUAUGACAGCCAACUUUUAUGACAUUGAAGAGUUUAAUUCCGAUGUUCAGAGUUUACAGGUCAAAGAUCGCGCCCUCAAAGGUUAUUAUUUAAGUUUAGCUACAUCAUAUGAUGGUUAUCUUUUAUUUUAUCCUGAACAUGAGGUCCAUUCCUUAAAAUGGGUUGUCUUUGGUGGUAUUGAUUUGGAAAACCGAGCAGAGUUAUAUCUUCCAGAAGACAUAAAGGAGUUGAUGAUUACACAUGCACAUCACCAUUGGACAGGAACAACAUGUCUAUGUCAGACUUUGUCAUUCCCUAAGCUAGUCAAAAUUGAAUAUUUGAGGAUGCAUGAAUGUGAUAAGCUUGAGAACUUGUGUUGUGGCUCUCCCACUUGCCCAUUUUGGUGCAGUGUCCAAUUUAUGCAAACAUUGAGGCUCACAUGUUUGAAAGACUUGAAACAAAUAGCGGCAUCAUUUGCUCCAUUUUCUCACCUCCGAAAGCUCAAAAUGCAUCAUUGUGGCAGCAUGAGGAUUCUGAUGAUGUGGGGAUUAUUUGCACAGCUCCAAAACCUAGAGGCCAUUCAUGUAAGCGGUUGUGAUUCAAUGGAAGAAAUAGUUGGAGACGAUUGUAGCGGUGAAACUAUUCCCCCUACCACCAUCACCCUCCCCAAACUGAGACUUGUGGUCUUGGAGCAGCUUCCAAAAUUAAAGUCCGUAUUCAGAGGAACCCUACUCUGUCCUUCUCUCAAAUCUUUUAGAGCCAUCUAUUGUGAGAAACUAAUUAGCCAACCUCUGAUAGAGAUUGCAAAAGGAAAUGCGCUUCAGAUGGAGAAGAAGGAACUCUUGAAUGGAUACGGUUGGCAAAAAGAGAACUGAGUCUGAAUCUGAAUGACGAAAUUCUGGGGAAAAAAAAAAAAAUCAUGAGUACUUGAUGACAAGGAUAGGAUUGAGGAUUGAUCAGCUUCUGUGGAAUUUGGAAAUGUCUUUUGGAGGGGAAAAGAAAAAAACAGAAAGAUAAGGUUAGCAGCCUUAAACUGGAUUACCAUUGUUGUAAUUAUUAGAGAGUUAAAAUAACAUUUUUGCUUGCCAAGUAUUCCUUUUGGAGUGCCAUAGUUGUAAGCUGCAUUUAAAGAUUAUAUGCAUAUCGUAUUAUCACAAUGAAAACAUUUAUAUCCUGGUGUUGGAGUUCAUGCA